Molecule: messenger RNA, 2025 nt
Organism: Epinephelus lanceolatus (giant grouper)
Lineage: Eukaryota; Metazoa; Chordata; Actinopteri; Perciformes; Serranidae
Gene: lin7b
Product: lin-7 homolog B (C. elegans)
Molecular function (GO): protein binding
Source: RefSeq, a predicted model, not a curated record
ACACAUAAUACUGACACUAGUCUAUCUCCAUAUAAAAUACCCUUGUAGUUAAUUAGCAUCUGUGCUUUCAAUGUGCGCAGUAGGAGUACUUAAAACAUACGUAGAAGAUGCUGAGAGGGCUGAUGAUACAGUCACGCACUGAGCUGUGGUGAGGCUGCUGCGUCAGGUUAUACUGGCUGGUCCCCAGUCCAGCAUCCCAGUUCUCACUGACACAUCUGCUGCUCUCCUACAGUCCGCUCAACAUGUCUUCAUAAAAGAUGGUCCACGCAUCGCUGUAAACCAGAUUUUCUGCUCUUGGUCGCACUGUGACAUAGGUUGACAGCCUGGACUCGGGGGAGCUGAAAAUGAUGUCCUCUUACUACCACCCUGUCAAGGAAGCAGACAUGGCGGCCAUGACCGAGCCGCUCUGCCUGGAAAGAGAUGUGUGUAGGGUGAUCGAGCUGCUGGACCGGCUGCAGCGGAGCGGGGAGCUGCCUCCUCCCAAACUGCAGGCCCUGCAGAGAGUCCUACAGAGCAAAUUCUGUGCUGCCAUCAGAGAGGUAUAUGAGCAGCUAUAUGACACUCUGGACAUUGCUGGAGGACCAGAGGUGCGAGCACAGGCUACUGCCAAGGCCACAGUGGCAGCCUUUGCAGCCAGUGAGGGCCAUGCCCACCCAAGGGUGGUGGAACUGCCAAAGACAGAGGAGGGUCUGGGCUUUAACAUCAUGGGGGGCAAAGAGCAAAAUUCCCCCAUCUACAUCUCCAGAGUGAUCCCUGGUGGGGUGGCCGAUCGCCAAGGAGGGUUGAAGAGAGGAGACCAGCUGCUGUCUGUCAAUGGAGUGGUAAGAAGCUCAGACCCACUGAGAGGAGAGAAGGAGAGCACGACCACCAGCAGUCACCAAAAACAGCUUCAGCUGGUGUAAGGCAUCGAUAUUGGCCAAAACCAGACAUGGACAGUGGUUUAUACCUCAAUGAGUGCAUUUUCAUGCACAAAAUAUUUAGGUGUUUGCCCUUAUUCUGAAGAAGACAAUAUUCCUAAUUCCAUAAUUUCAUUGUACCCUGUACAUUGACAAUAAAGUCUGUUCUAUUCUAUUCUAUUCCUACUAAAUUGUUUACUUGGCUAAUAAAAAUUAAUAUUUGACUGUUUACAUGCAGCUGUGCAUACUCAGAUUACGGUAAUCUGAUUACAGUGCCCAAACAUGUCAUUUAUCACAUCAAAAUUUGGAAAGGUGGAACAGCUGGAGCCAUUUGUCAUUUUGCCUCUUAAUAUCAAAGCAGGGUUUUCUUCAAAGUUUCCUACCUGUGGCAGACUUUCACCUUGUGAACACAGUCUCCCUUUUCAUUCCUUCAGCCUCCAUUCUUGAAAAGGUUGGCAUUGUGUCAGUGUGGGUUUUCUCCAGGUUCUCUGGCUUGUUCCCACAGUCCAAAGACAUGCAGUUUAAUUGGUGACUGGAAUCUGGCCAUAGGUGUAAAUGUGAGCAUGAAUGGUUGUCUGUCUCUGUGUGUCAGUCCUGCAAUAGUCUGCUGGUCUGUCCGGGGUGUUCUCCGCCUCUUGCCCAAUGUCAGCUGGGAUAGACUCCAGCCCCCCCGUGACCCAUAACAGGAUAAUUGGAUACGAAAAAUGAAUGAAUGAAAAAAAAAGCAAUUGAAUGGAGAAUCUCCCCUUUAUUUUAGUUAUUUUCAAAGGGAAGAAUUUUUACACACACUUCCAAUAACAAAAUGGUUUGAAGUUUCAAUUACAGUAAUAAAACAUUUACUCAACCACCCUUCCUUCAUUCCUUUAAGGCUCAUUUCAACUGAUAAUAUUAUAGAUUCUGUAAUACGGUGAUACCAUGAAACCGCAAUAUUUUCUGAGAUGGUUAUGGUACCAUGAGAAUCUUACACUGUUGCAAUCCUAGUUGGUUUGUGUUACAACAGGGCUGAUCAUAAAUAGGCAAGAGGCCAUGUUUGGCAAACUGUGGUAAAAACCCCAGUUGCAACACAUAAGGCCCGUUUCCACUGAAGAAGUUCCUGGUACUAUUUGGGGGGCAGGAACUACUACAGGAA